Nicotiana tabacum (common tobacco) is the source of this 847-nucleotide messenger RNA. RefSeq lists its product as uncharacterized. The record is from RefSeq and is a predicted model, not a curated record. Lineage: Eukaryota; Viridiplantae; Streptophyta; Magnoliopsida; Solanales; Solanaceae.
ACAGAUACAUAUAUAAAAUAUUCUUUCCAAAUCGAACGAAUCGGGAUCCAGCUAGGAGCCGUAGAUCUAGAAAUACAGUCAUUUGACAAAGUCGACCGUUACAAUAUUUCAAAUCCGAGAGGACCGUUAAAAAGGAGGCUCGCCUUAAUUGUUUUUCCGCUCUCCACCCUUUUUCUUUCUCCCCUGACCCAAAAGCAACUUGUCAUCAAUCUCAAUGGCCGAUCAGAACAGCAACAACACUUCAAUAAUGGAAUCGAAGCCUUUACACCCACUUCACCAAAUAGCAGAAACCCCAACUCACAAGUUGCUUCUCAAGCAAUGGCUUAAAGAAGAAGAACUCAUCCUCAAUAGAAUCGCCGCCAAAGAAACCCAAAUCGAUUCGGUUCGCAACGAAAUCACCCAGCUCUACUGCAUCUUUUUUCUCUUCCACUCCAUUUCACUUAUGCUUUUAUUUAGUGCCUCCUCGAAAUGGGCUUCUAAAACUGGGCUCUGCCACCGUUCUUGGAUCCCAUCUCUGUGUUCUCUGCUCUGUUCUCUGGGUAUCAUUUGGGCCGUUAGGUACAAGACGGAUACGGAGAGUCACUUAGAGAAACUGUUGGAGAGAGAGAAAGAGGACGGGAAACUAUUGGCUAGGUGUGUGGAGGAAUUGAAGAGAAAAGGGGUGGAGUUUGAUUUGUUGAAAGAGGUUGAUGCUCUUAGGAGGGCUAAGAGUUUGAGGGUUGAAACUAAGGUUGUUAAAAAAUGGUCUGCUAGAGACUUUGUGUCUCUAUUUUUCUUCUCUGUUUCUUGCCUCGUACUCGCCCUAACUAGGCUCAUUUUGUGUGAUUGAAAUUCACAGGAUACCACA